AUAAGCCGUCUUCAAUGAAAGUGGAAAUACUUUUGUAUGUAAUCAUCAAGAACUGCUACCGACUUAACACCAAAUAUUGUUACAAAAUAAAAAAAAAUGGCAGAUGAAAAAUACAAUUAAUUUAGCAUCAAGAUUGUAUAGCUGAGGCAGGUGAUAACGUCUACUGUCAUCUUCAAGAAGGGAUUUCCAUUUUAUAUUUUUUGAAGUCUUGACUGGUAUAUCAUGCAAUGGAGAAAUGGGUUAACUUUAGACUCUUUUGGGCAGAAAGUGAUAUCAGAAUACCCACACCAGGUACAGCUAAACGAUUCUGAGUGAAAAUAGUAGUUUUUCACUCAGUAUUUAUUUACCUCCAUAAACUAUUAAGUUGAAUUUGCUGUUGGGUAGAACUUAAAUUUUCUCCGUUUUUGGUGGAUAGUUGGCAGUACAUGGUAUAGAGGAUUUAAAAUUUCUAGCAGGUGGAGCCCAGACCCAGUCUGUUGUUUCAUAUACUGUAUUGGCCUGUGUUUCACAUGUACUCCAUGCUGCUGAAGAAUGGUGUAGUGAGAAAUUUGCUCAUUGAGUCUGAUGGAACUGGGCUCACCUGCAGCUUGGCAUCCAAUAUUCUCUAUGUCAUCUAAUCCCAAACGGAACACACCAUCUUAAAACUACCCCCAGCAUGCAAUCCAGCCUGGCAUAAGUUACCAUAAUUAGUUUUCAUGUACACAUCACAACGAAAUGAUCUGAUAAAUAAUAAUUUCUCCAAAUUUGCGUCCUUUUAAUGGGCUAAACUGUGUGUGUUUAACAGCUAUACUAUUAAAUAGAGACGGUAUUUCACAAUUGUUUUAAUGUUGGUCUGGUAAUGCUGGUGGUCAAACAAUAAAGGCUAUUUGGCAUUAACAAAACAUAGUUUGAACUGUGGCUUUAUGUGUUUAUGUAUGUGCGUAUUCAUAGAAUGACCACUACAUUAUGAGAACACAUUGUUACUUAAUCUUUUUUACAGCAUUAGUUUUAAAUAAUGUAACCAUCAGCACAAUAAAAGUUGCUGGUGUAAAAGGACACGGGAGCCAGUGUUUCCACGUGACAUUUUAGACGAGUACUAUUGCAUCACGAUUUAGUGUACUUGGUUGCCAGGUAGCCAAGCCGUACACCAAACACUUUAGCCUUUUCACCUGACCACAUACUACAGCGUAGUCUGCACCUUGACACCUUAAGUUGCGGCAGCAUGGAGAGUAACGUGGGGAAAAUAAAUGCGGAUGCCACUAUUAUGAUGUGGCUCGGAACACUUAAGAAAGGGAUGGACCUGGACUCAUGGGGUCAACUUGUGGAAGCGAUGAAUGCAUAUGAACGGCUUGUGGAAGAAAUGAUGCACGAGGCUCAGCAACCAAAAAUGCUCUCGCUGUUCAGUGAUGACCAAAAGAUUACCUUAAGAAAAAUUGCUGCUUGUCUGGAACUGCGUAUAAAGUCCCUACAGUCUCCAGAUUUAGAAAAUGCCUUCCUGUUAGAACAACUGGAGCAAAUAUACUUAGUUUUGCAGAACAUCAUGCUCCCAUGUCAAGAUUUUCCAUUUGACGUGACGCCUCUUUCUGCAAAAAAGUUACCUAAGCCUAAAGCUCCUAAGAAACUGGACUCUCCGAGAAUAUCAGGAAAUCGAGAUGGGACUUUAUUGCCACGCCUCAAGCCCAAGCAUGGCAGGACAUUGCUGACCAUCAAGAUUGUGAACAUUGGCUUGAAGGACGCAGCCCUCUGUGUGGAUCCUUACAUCACGAUCACAGUCCGAGAUGUGUGUGGAACAGAGUUGACUACAUCACAAGAUACACCAUUUGCUGUUAAUCUGCAAGGAACAUGUUUGAAUUUCCAAGUGGAUGUUGAAAUACAAUUGCCAGUUGAAGACAUUCCAACAGAUGCUGCCAUCUUCUUUGAAUUAAAACACUAUAAGCCCUUAAAACGCCUGACAAGCACGAAGUGUUUUGCCUUGCUUGAAAUGGAUGAGAUCCGGCCUGGAGCUGCCGUCAUCGAGCUGUACAAGAAGCCAACUGACUACCGGAGAAAGAAACUGCAGCUGUUGACAAAGAAGUCCCUUUAUCUCCACAUCCAUCAAACACUUCUCCACACAGCAUGAUUUCCUUCCAUAGAACUGAGCCAUACACUUAUGCAUGCUCACAGUCAAAAUAAAAUACCUCUCUUUUGAUCGAAAAGAUGGUCAGGCCAAGAUCCAUCAUGCAGCUUUCCAAGUUAUGACAUACCAAUUUCAUAAAUUAUAUAGUUCUUGGCCAUAAUGUACAAUACCCAUGUAUACAAAGGCCUGAAUUGAGUAAAAUAAAAUAAAAACAUGGCCUGUAGUAAUUUGUUAUAAACCCACAUUUCUCACAAUUAUAUUUUAUUUAAACAUAAUUUUAUGUUAUCCACUUUGAAUGGGCCAAGAGAUUUCAUUCAUGUAGGGAGUGAUGUUACUUACAUAAGCUGAAUUCUGUCAGCACACCUAGAUUAGAGUUAUUGUCAGCCAUAGUCUAUACACUACUGGAUAAAGGUCUUUACAUGCAGUCAUCAUUGUUCUCAGUCCUAUGAUGCCACAAUCCAUCUCAUUGCUUAACCAAACACAAAAAUGGGACAUCAUAGUCCUGUGGUAAUACUUUGUCAUGGUCAAUCACAUCAGUAAAUAAGAGUCUCACUCGUACAGGCAAGAACCCACCCACAAGUUAUUUAAUAUUUUUGUCGUGUUCCUGGAAAAUGUUGAGGUUAUGUUGCAGUAUUUAUAUUUUAAAAUGAAUCAUGCAUUUAAAACAUGUACUUUUAUGUACUGCCUAGUCUUUGUCAUGGUAGCUAUUGUUUGGAGUGUAAUAUUUUCAGUGUAUAGUUUGGCCUCUAGCGAUGAUGCCUCCUUUACCAUUUACCAACAUACUGUACGACUGUGAUUAUACAACAGUUAAUUGUUGUGUGGGAAGAUAGCAGUUUGUGUUUUAAUUGUGUUGACUACCAUUCAAAUAUCAUAACAGUAUAAAGAAGAUGUGGAAUUAAACAUUGUGUAUCAUCUAUUUGGUUUGACACCUUAAUUUAAUAAGCAACACUUAAUAGUCUUUUCUAAAACAAUUAAAACUGAAGGGAGCUCGACCUUAAUUUGCUAUUAUUUUAAUUUAUUAUUUUAUCUUUAGACGUGACUUAACCGAAAGAACCAAAGAAGAAUUAUUUUAUGAUUUAUCAAUACUGUACCAAAAUUCAACCGUCACAAAUCAGGGUCACAAUUUAAUUGUCAAUGCCUGGGGUGGCUCGAGGUCAGAUUUAUGAGCUGGCACUCCUGUGAUUGCCGGUUCGGAUCUGGGUUUGAGCAGCUCAUGAUUAAACCAGGUUCUCUAAUGUAGUAAGAUGAUGGUCUCAGUCUGAUCGCCAUAAACUGCACACAAUCAAUAAUUUGUUGCUAUUUAACUAACACCUACACCUGUGUCUAAGUCUUUGUGUGUCUCCAUGAAUCUGUUCCACAGCAAAAAUGUUAUAGAAAUUCCAAUGCACAGCAUACUCAAAGGGCACAACUAGAGAAAGAUGCAAACAAAAACAACAAAAAAGCCGGUGUAAAUGUAAGAUAAAAACGGAUGAAUCAAUGUACUGGGCACUACCCUCAGGCUAUCCUUAAAUAUAUUUAAAACAUUUAGGACCAACCGCUGCCUAUGUUUAUCUCCCCUAUCCCAUGCCUCCACAUGUGAGAGAACAUUCUCGGGGUAAAACACCUCUGCUCCCCAAAUACAUGAUGGAGACCACAUCAUCAGAGGGAUACAGUUCAGUACCUUGAUAUCUACUGGUACUGGCGUCCAAGACCUCAAGGGGUACCUUCUGAUUGUGCUGCCUUUGAAUUAAGUUUCUGAAUGAUCUUGGGAAUCGGAAGGACUGGGAGACUCCCGA
Lethenteron reissneri (Far Eastern brook lamprey) is the source of this 3870-nucleotide messenger RNA. Its product is annotated as axin interactor, dorsalization-associated protein-like. The record is from RefSeq and is a predicted model, not a curated record. Gene Ontology annotation, biological process: determination of ventral identity. Gene Ontology annotation, cellular component: membrane. Gene Ontology annotation, molecular function: phosphatidylinositol binding. NCBI's taxonomy places the organism in Eukaryota, Metazoa, Chordata, Hyperoartia, Petromyzontiformes, Petromyzontidae.